This is a messenger RNA of Temnothorax curvispinosus, 3458 nucleotides long. RefSeq lists its product as uncharacterized. Gene Ontology annotation, molecular function: phosphatidylinositol binding. The transcript is spliced from 9 exons. The record is from RefSeq and is a predicted model, not a curated record. Gene Ontology annotation, cellular component: intracellular membrane-bounded organelle. Bases 342 to 2828 code for a protein of 828 amino acids. Lineage: Eukaryota; Metazoa; Arthropoda; Insecta; Hymenoptera; Formicidae.
AAGUCCGGAGUUCUCACGGAGAUGCGUAUUCCGUGGUCGCGUCGUACUUAACAAAGCGGGUGAUGUUGAAGGAGAUCGGCUACGCGAGCAAAUCGACGUAAACGGGGUCGCCGCACGAUAUGGAUUUAUCGUAACAGAUGACGAGGUGCAGGCGCGUCGGACUCUCUGGCGACGUACCCUAAAUCGCGUUGAUGGCGAGGAUAAUCGCCUAUACGAGGAAAUGGCGAUAAAGUAAACAGCUGUGCUUGAAGCUGAAAUGCAUACGUGGUUCCGGUUACUGUAGCACAAAAUGUAACGCUUAAGUUGUGUCGCUAAUUAAAAGCACCACGGUAGCAUGCAAGAUGGAGAAAGUUAUACCAAUGAGUUGGUUGAACCAAAUACUGCUAGUUUUUAGUGUGGCAGCUGCAAUAUUGUCCUUGGUUGUGCAAGGGUGGACAGGUCUCACGUCUCUGCCGAUCUACAUUUCCAUCUCUUGGGCCGUAUUAGUCACGAUUAUAUCCGUAUGGCUGAGUUGCUGCUUGCUACGUCUCACGCUGAAAGCCAACAGUCCGAUCGCUCUAGGAUUUAUGAACAAAUGGAUACGUGAAAGACUGGUAGGCCAACUAGGUCGGGAUUCUUCCGUAGACGAGGACGGAAGUACAGAGAUCACUCGCAAAAGUGACGAUGAAAACCAAAAAAGCUCGAAUUCUGCACAAAAAGGUAGUGUUAAGCGCAAUGAUGGCGCGAUGUCGUCCGACAACUGUAAGAACGAGAUCCCCUUGACGAGAAGAAAAAAGCUAAACGUCGCGGAAAUGACGCGAGAGAUCAAUGCAAAGUGUAUAGAAAUUUGGUAUAAGAAUAUCAGUAACGAAAAGUCAUUCCCCGAUGAGGCGCAGGAUUUGUUGAACAAGUUCUUGACCAGACUUGUCUGGAAAGCCAGUAAGAUAGAUAAGAUAAAGCUUAUUAAUAAGUUGGCAAAUGUGUUGCUGUUACACUUAAAGGAAUAUCGCAGAGCGUUACGCAGAGUCGAGAAAGGUGCUACAGCUAGCGUGGAGGAGGCGUACAAAUAUUUACACCCUGGUUCUCGCAGUGCGUCAACAUUGGAGCACAUGUUACAUCGUUUAGUUACUGUUCUUGCACAAGAGUUUUUACAGUGGGAAUUAACUAGCUCGUUACCGUGCAAACUUUUGUUAUCUAUUUUAUCAAAGAGACUCUUAAUAACGAUAGACACAAUAAGCUGCCCAGACUGGUUGCUCGAGAACUUGUUAAGAUUAUUGGAAGCACCACCAAACGAAGUUGCUACUCCAGUUAAACAGAAUAUCAAUGGUAUUAUAACUGUUGCUCUAAGCGACGGUAUCACGUCCGCGACAGCGGCUGUGAUCCCGCAGCAAUUGCCAAAAUCUGUAUCCAAGUCUAGUCCAACUGCAGCUACUACGAGUGAAGACGAGAGUGCAGUUUUAACGGCAGCUCCAGAAAGGCCGACUCUGUGCCUGGAGGGUCUCUCCACGGAGCACAGAGGCCUGUGGGGAGACAGUAUAACGGACGCGGAUCUGGAAUUGGAAGAAGACAAGAUAUCACCGGUGUAUGAAGAGCCAACGGAUUUCGCGACGACUAUCGCUAGGCUCAGAAAUCUGUUGCAACAGAAAUCUACGGCGACCACACCACUACAUGCUGAAGAAAAAUCCUACGUAAUAUAUGAAGGCAGCCAAUUUACAAAUUUAUCGAUUCCCUGGACUGAGUUUCACACCGCGACGGACGGCUCGCAGCAACUGUACUACUGCAUACAAUUUGACGAUGUCGAGCAACGUGGAAUGGAUCUAUUCGAAACAACCACCGCUACGGUCAAAAGACAAUAUGCCGAUUUUGUUCAGUUGCACCUCAGUUUGGAAGAAAUGCCAUCGUUAGCGAGCGUUAUGUCGGAAUUGGUAUUACCCGAGGGUGGCCGGAUCGAACUGGAGACAUAUCUGAAAACGUUGUGUACGCGAUUGGCGAAUGAAUGUCCGCCGCAGCUGCGUCACUUUCUUCGACCUAGUAGCAGUGCGGGCAAGAAAGCCGACGCGAUAGCGCCUCGUUUAGAUCGAUUUCUGGCCAAAACCGUGACCGGUGUCUUCAAUACGUUGAAAACCGUUGUACCAGGCUUCGAACUGGACCAAGAAGAAGAGGCUACCCCUCUACCUACUCUAAUGCCCUUGUCUGACAUACCCUGGAGAUUUGUCGAGGAUAUAAAGUCGAAAAGUCUAGCUUCUGAACUCCAGCAAUUGAUCGCAGAAAGGACAGAGUAUUGUACAGUAGACACAGCUUACGAAGCAGUUGACUCGAUGGAAGCAAGUGGCGAUUCGGAGUUACUGGAUUGCUGGUGGGAGACCAUUAAUACUUCGUACGAUGACGAAGUGGACGAGUUAGAUUCCAAUUUAACGCUGACGUGUACGACGAUAGACCUGAUUUGUGAGCUUUUAGCAGGCAUCGCUAGUAACAACACGUUACAGCAAGAAGCUGUCGUUAGAUGGACUAAGUUGCUAAUUGGAAACAUUUCAGAGCCAAUCCUGCAGAAAAUAAUUCUUCGGUUAUUCGACUCUCUGAGCGGUUCUUCGUUAAUUUGGGAUGCGUCACGUGAUGUCACGAAUCAGAAUGGCACGCAGUUGAGAGACAAGUUGCUACGUAUAUUGGAGGAGAAGAUAUCGUACGAUGUAAAAUUGAUAUUCGGCGAGGACGACGUACACAAGGCUCUGAACUAUCUGUUGAGUUCAUGCGAAAUCAAAAAGAUUAACUUAGAUUUAAACAUGCAAAUGUUGGACGCACUAGUAUCGGAACUGUUGAUUUCCUGUAAAACGAAUCAUGACCCGAAUUAACUUCUCUAUUUUUUAUUCAGUUCUUUAGAUCGAUUUCUUAGAAGAUCGCUCGAUGAUUUAGCAAGACCUCGCACACUAUCUUAUUCUCUUGACGACGUUGUGUGUGUCUGGGGGAGUCAUUUAGAUACUUAUCAUCAAAAUACUUCUGUAUAAAGGACAAAUUGAUAUGUGCCAUACGAUAGAACAUAUAUGUUGAUCAUUUACGUUCUCGUGGAAAAACCCGGCGGAUUUUUUAAAACAAAGACUGUACCUGAUUAUAUAUUUACAAUAAGAUAUGCCAAGUAUUUUUUCCAUUAGAGAAUAAUGGCUCCUUUCGAUUGACUUGGCUUUGAAAAACGAGUCACUCUCGGGGGAAGGCACUAUACGCAUUUCUGGACUUACUAUAGCAUUUAUAUUUAAUAACUAAGUUUUGUACAAAGGAAUUGCGUGUGUGUUCCCACAAAACGUACGGUGCAUGUUAUAUAGUGUAUACAAAACUACAGCCCUGCUAUCCACCUUCCAAAGAUUGCGAGGAGUUUUACGCGUACAUAACGCAUAUACAGAAUAUAGAUACACACGAGCGCUUAGAUAUUUAAUUACAUUUAUUUAUAUAAAAUAAUAAGAUUAAACGUACAUCACGAUCUUAGUUUU